GCUCUUCGGAAUCGCAUCUCGAGACCCGCGAAGCGUCUCAGCUCGGCCCUCAUCCUUCCCGCAGCGGCGGCGGCCCGGGCCCCGCGGGCUCUGGACCAUGUACACCCGCAGUAGGGUGCAGGGCUCCGGUUUCGGAGCCCCCGCCGCCUCCCGCCCGGCCCGGGACCCCAAUGCGUGGCGCGGGGAGCUGGGCCCGCCGCAGGGCCCCAGGCAGGGUUUGGAGGACGCUCCCGAGAGCCCUUCGCGGGAGAGCCCGGAGCACGCGGGCCGGAGGUUCACAGGUGCAUAUACCUUGAUAGUACCAAAUGAAAAACGAAGAAAUGAGAUGCAACGGAUGGCUGCAAAAGAGCUGGAGGACCUGAAGAGGUGGAAGGAGCAACAAAGGACGAAGCCCAUUAACCUGGCACCCAUGCAGCUAGGUGGAAACCAGUCAGAGGUUGAAGUCAGGCAGAGACAACAACUUCAACUGAUACAAUCUAAAUACCAGAAAAAGCUUAAAAGAGAAGAAUAUAUAAGAAUCAAGAGGGAAGCUGAAGAAGCCGAAAUCCAAAAAAUGAAGGCAGUUCAGAGACAAAAGAGCAGUAAACUAGAGGAGAAAGAGAGACUUCAAGAAAACCUCAGAAGAGAAGCUUUUAGAGAACAUCAGCAAUGCAAAACUGCUGAGUUCUUGAGAAGAUUCGACACACAGUCGCCACACAGAGGUACCCGUCCAGUGGCUGUUUGUGACCCACAAUCUUCAGCUUGGAGUGAAUUACUGGAAUUUAAACGAGAGCAAGAGGAGGAAGAAAGAGCCAAAAUCCAGCAGGCUGAACACAGGAGGGUAAAUAAUGCUUUUCUGGACCGACUCCAAGGUGAAAGUCAACCAGGUGGCCUCCAGCACUUUGGAGGCUAUUGGAAUAUGAAUAGUGGUAACAGCUGGAUUAUCACAGAAUAUUGAGUAGAGUUCCCUGUGUUAUACAGUAGGUCCUUGUUGGUUAUCUAUCUUAUAUAUAGUAGUGUGUGUUAAUCCCAUGCUCCUGAUUUAUCCCUUUCCCUCCCUCUGGUAACCAUAAAUUUGUUUUAGAUAUCUGUAAGUCAGCUUCUGUCUUGUAAGUAAGUUCAUUUGUAUCAUUUUUAAAAAAUUAGAUUCCAUAUAUGAGUGAUAUCAUAUGAUAUUUGUCUUUGUCUGAUUUACUUCACUUAGCAUGAUAAUCUCUAGGUCCAUCCAUGUUGCUGCAAAUGGCAUUAUUUCAUUCUUUUUUAUGGCUGAGUAAUAUUCCAUUGUAUAUAUGUACCACAUCUUAUUUAUCCAUUUCUCUGUCGAUGGACAUUUAUGUUGCUUCCAUGUCUUGGCUAUUGUAAAUAGUGCUGCAGUGAACACUGGGGUGCAUGUAUCUUUUCAAAUUAUAGUUUUCUCCGGAUAUAUGCCCAGGAGUGGGAUUGCUGGAUCAUAUGUAAUUAUAUUUUUAGUUUUUUAAAGAUGCUCUAUACUGUUCUCCAUAGUACCAUAUUCUUUGAUAAUUUAAAAUUGCUUUUAUAUUAAAAAUUUUUUUUUGGUCUUCUAGAGUCCUUUAUUACUUUUCAUGAUGCAUCUAGGGUAGGAUGUUUAAAGAAUCACUUCAAACGAUCCCUUCUCUGAUACCAGUAGGUGAGACCCUUUGAGAUGCUGUGGCAACACUGAAUCCAGUGUCUUCAAAGGCAGUUAAGCAUUUGCCAUGACCCAUGAGGCAACCUAAAAUUUUAGUUUCCCAGAAUGUUAGAGCACCAAUAGUCUGAAUCCCAGGUGUACCUUGGCCUAGCAGUCUGGGAGGCCUGAUGGAGAUGUCAUGACUGUUUGCACAUAGUGGGGGGAGGGGACUCAUUUAAGUCUAUCUCCUUUCCUCAACGUCCCCUUAGAAGUCACCUUCCUGCUGUAUAAUACAGUGCACCUCUACUCCAUACAGUUCCAUUUAAAUUGCUCUGCUCCAUACUAUAUUUGCCCUGUCCUUGCUGUAACUAUGGAGGCGGGUGACAAUAUUUGUGAACACUAUUAGUUGUGACCCGUGUUAGCCUAUCUCUCAGAACACAGCUGAUGAGCUGUCGUUCAAUAAGCCAUUACAUUGUUGACAGAGACCAUUUUGUGACUCAAAAUGGAACUUGAAAAUUAAAUCACUUCACUGGGACUUGAAAUCAUUAAAAAAAUAGGUAGAGUGUUUUUUUGGAGGAACUUCAUUUUGGAUUUACAAAGGCUUUGAAUUUUGUUGCUGGUACUAAUUUUUGUUUUCUUUUUCUUCCAGGAUAUAUGAGAAAUAUUUGCUUACAACUGGCCUUUGUCAACUGACCUUGAAAAACCACACGAGAUGUUUUUCCUUCUUGCAGUUUUGUUUAGCCUAACUGUUUUUACCUUGCCUUCAACUGCCCACCCACUCAGCUGAGCAUCUGGGGAUGACUGGUUUCUCCCUGUCAUUAUUUAUGCAUGUUUGUAGGAGCUGAUUACUGAACUCAUAUUUAGUCUCUACUGCCAGUGAAAUGCUGCAUUAUUUUUCUAAUUGGUUUCACCUCGUAUUGGAAGUAUAAUUAUAGACGUGUUAGUAAGAUAGAAAAGGAGGGAAUCAUUUGAUGCUUUCAGGUUAGUGAGAGCUGUGGGUGCUGCAUGCCUGUCUCUCUAAACAGCUAAUUCUUAUCUAAUUCUCAGAUCAGGUUUGGGGAAGCUUUGGCAGCUUUAGAUUUGAAUCCCUGCUUUCUUAAUUCAGGGCACAAAUGUGAGCAAAAGAAAAAAAUAAAUCUUUUAUAUGCUUUUAAACAAAUUUAUAAAUAAAAUUUG
Molecule: messenger RNA, 2782 nt
Organism: Globicephala melas (long-finned pilot whale)
Lineage: Eukaryota; Metazoa; Chordata; Mammalia; Artiodactyla; Delphinidae
Source: RefSeq, a predicted model, not a curated record